This is a messenger RNA of Prosopis cineraria, 1597 nucleotides long. RefSeq lists its product as uncharacterized. NCBI's taxonomy places the organism in Eukaryota, Viridiplantae, Streptophyta, Magnoliopsida, Fabales, Fabaceae. Gene Ontology annotation, molecular function: phosphatase activity. Gene Ontology annotation, cellular component: chloroplast. The record is from RefSeq and is a predicted model, not a curated record. The coding region runs from base 713 to 1471 and encodes 252 amino acids. The transcript is spliced from 5 exons.
AAAGAUGGUUAUCAUAAGCAAUUCCUCAAGACGCUCAUCAAUAACAAUGGAAAAACUAAAGAGUCUUGGUUUUGAUACCUCUCUCUUUGUUGGAGCCAUCACUAGCGGAGAACUCAACCAUCAACACUUACAAAGCUUCAUGUUUUAGGAAGCUUCACUUAUAUCCACUUUAAGUGGUUCUGUGUUUCGUCCACUUGGUGUGUUUGGUAGUAUGUAUCAGAAAACCCGUGCAAGUGUUCCCUUGAGAAGAGAACAGAAAUAAGGAAUGGAAAAAAGCAGCUUAUCAGUCUAAGGAGUGAGCUCCCACUUGAACGAGAGUAGUUCCCUAUAUUGUUCAGUAUUUCUGAUUCAAAUAGGUGGAUUUACAUCUUCUCAUGUGAGAAAAAGCACAUGACAUGCAUCAUAUGCAUGCUUCUGUUAUAAUGCAUUAUGACAUGCUCUGCUGGUAUUUUUUUUUUUGUUAAAUUCUAUUUCUUGAUUCAUAAUUCCUUUUUACCAAGGGUAUUGUGAUUUCCUAUAUCAUUUAGCGGCAUGAAUUGUUGAUUAAUGACUCUUUCAUGGUUUGUUUUGGAGAAUGAACCCACUCGAACCGUCUCCAUAAAUUAUUUUUGAUUACCCUUGUUUCUUUUCAAUUUUUCUUCUUCAAUUCAUGUUUACUUUUAGCUUUUGUAUGAAUGUUGGCAUGUUUAACUACAUUCAAUCCGCUCUUUAAAUGGUCCAUCCACUUCCUUUUGAUUGUGAAAAUUAUAUGAAAUACAUUACAAUGCUCAUUCUACCAUAUUGCCAUUCUUAUGUUUAUAAAUAUAUAAUUUUAGUUUUUCUCUUAUUUGUUGUGAGUUCUACUUUGAAUAGAAGGGACGAUCCUUGGUUUGCAGCAUUGGGAAGGUCUUGUAUUCAUCUGACCUGGAAAGAUCGAGGAGCAAUAUCUCUUGAGGGCCUAGACUUGCAGGUCGUGGAGAAUGUAGAAGACGCUGACUUUGUUUUGGCUCAUGGCACUGAAGCGUUGGGGAAUCCCUCUGGGGAUGCACGUCCUAUGAGUCUUCAAGACCUUGAAAGAAUAUUGGAGCUUUGUGCUUCCAAAAGAAUUCCUAUGGUGGUAGCUAAUCCAGAUUAUGUCACAGUUGAGGCAAGAAACUUGCGUGUGAUGCCUGGUACACUAGCAGCCAAGUACGAAAAGCUCAGUGGUGAAGUCAAAUGGAUGGGCAAACCUGAUAAGAUAAUCUACGAAUCCGCCAUGGCCAUGACUGGAACAAAUGUUUCUGACUGCAUAGCGGUGGGUGAUUCUCUUCAUCAUGAUAUCAAGGGUGCUAAUGCGGCAGGAAUCGAAUCUCUUUUUAUCACUGGUGGGAUUCAUGCUGCGGAACUUGGACUUCAAAGAUAUGGUGAAGUUGCGGACUUAUCGUCUGUGCAAUCGCUUGCAAUGAAGCACAAUGCUCUCCCAUCUUACGUGUUGCCUGGAUUCACAUGGUAGGAUCUUUUUGCACGUGAGCUGAACGAGUGUUCUAUUUAUAGUGUCCUGUGUUUGUAAUUUUGUUGGAUUUGAAUCAUUCUUCACAUUUCAUUCGCUAUAAUAAAUGAAACCUCUUAAUUAACAAUA